Molecule: messenger RNA, 435 nt
Organism: Ruditapes philippinarum (Manila clam)
Lineage: Eukaryota; Metazoa; Mollusca; Bivalvia; Venerida; Veneridae
Exons: 2
Coding region: 106-435 (109 amino acids)
Source: RefSeq, a predicted model, not a curated record
CUCUCGAUAUCGAAAAAGAAAAACAAAAGGCUAAAUGAUGCUGAGAAGAAGCAUUUGGAACACAUCAACGAGAUGGAAAAAUAAUUUGAUUAUGAGAGAUGUCAAAUGCAGCAAAUCAUUAAAGAACAGACAGAUCAAAUUAAAACUCUACAACAUUCAGAGAAAAAGGCAAGAGAAACUCUCGAAAAAACAAACGAAAUAUUGGACAAAACAAACAAAAGACUCGACCAGUCACUGGAAGAUAAACGCCUAAACAACAAAGAGGAAUAUAAUGAGUUAAGUGACGUUCACCGUCCAACGAGACUUGCAGAAAUGUUUCAGACAAUAUACGAUAAUGAAUGGGCAGAAGCAUUUGAAUGCAUUACUAAAAUGAAGCAUGAUGACGAGGAAUCAGUAGCAUUAGCUUUAUUCGACAUUCUUUUGGUAAUUCUAUAA